Molecule: messenger RNA, 2563 nt
Organism: Cricetulus griseus (Chinese hamster)
Lineage: Eukaryota; Metazoa; Chordata; Mammalia; Rodentia; Cricetidae
Source: RefSeq, a predicted model, not a curated record
GUUCUCGACGUUUGGCGGCGCUGGCCCGAAGAAGGGGAAAGGGAAAGUAAGGCGUACAAAUGCCAGGAGAUGUUUAUCAAGCAAGAAAAACACAACAAAUAAAGGGCUCGAUGGUAUCCCUAAUAGAAAGGGAUAUAGUUGAAGAUUAACCUAAAAAAUUGUGACCGCCUGACCCCCAGAUUCGGCAGGCAGGGCGUCUUCGCGUUGGCUUUUGGGAAAUGUAGUUGUAAUGCUACCGACGCCGUGUGUUUGCGACAGAAACUACAACCCCCACAUGCCACCGCAACUCUUGUCGCAGCCGGCGAACCAACGGCUCUGGAGGCCAGGCUUAACUGGGAACGUCCAUCUGAACAUCUACUCAUCCCUUGUCCAUAUGUGGACAAUGAAUCCUGAGUUAUCACAUAAUGUAAUUGGGAGCUAUCUUAACCCUCCAGAAAGGAUGUAUUUUCCAUCAUUCAUCCAGAAUGAAGCAUCUCAGAAUGGCUAUCCUGUGGAUUCAGAAGUCAUCCCUCCUAAAAUGUUUAAUAGCCCAAACAACCAAGCACUUGUUUCAGCAUUAAAAACUCUUCAGGAAAAGAUCCAUCGCCUGGAACUGGAGCGGACUCAGGCUGAAGACAACCUGAACUCUCUGUCCAGAGAGGCGGCACAGUACAAAAAGGCCCUGGAGAGUGAGACAAACGAGCGGGACCUGGCCCACCGGGAGCUGAUUAAGCAGAAAAAAAAUAUAAGCAUCCAGUUAAGCUCAGCCCAGUCCCGUUGUACUCUUCUAGAGAAGCAACUAGAAUAUACAAAGAGAAUGGUUCUCAAUGUGGAACGAGAAAAGGCCAUGAUCCUAGAACAACAGGCCCAGCUUCAAAGGGAAAAAGAACAAGAUCAAAUGAAGCUGCAUGCUAAACUGGAAAAGCUGGAUGUCUUAGAAAAAGAAUGUUUUAGAUUGACAACGACUCAGCAGACUGCUGAGGAUAAGAUAAAAUAUCUGGAGGAAAAACUGAAGGAAGAGGAGCAUCAUCGCAAGCUGUUUCAAGACAAAGCGUGUGAGCUUCAAACUGGACUGGAAAUCAGCAAAAUUUUAAUGUCUACAGUUUCACAUUCAAAGCUCUGUAAAGAAAAGAAGAAACCACUAAAGAAAACUAAGUGUUUAAAGAGAGACCCACCUCAGCAAAUGGACCCCAAGUUUAGAGCACUCUCUUUGCAGGGAGGAAAGUGUCUCUACAAGUCUCUUGGAACAACUUCCCAGGGCAAAGCUGGACCUCCUAACUCGGAAGAGCCCAUUUCCAUUUGUGACAAUUUGUCUGAACUUUUGAUGGCAAUGCAAGAGGAGCUGGACCAAAUGACUGUGGAGCACAAAGAACUACUGAAAGAAAUGAUGCAACCUGGAAGGUACUCUGAUGACAUAGAGCAUGAACUGGAGCAAUUAGCUAAGAAGAUAGAAAGCAAAGGAGACCAGAUUUCCAAACUCAAAAAGCAUCAAGACAGUGUCCGUAAGCUGCAGCAAAAAGUUCAGAACUCAAGGAUAAAUGAAUCUUCAUGUGUCCUUCAGGAACAUGACAACCCUAAAGGACCAAAGAACAUUAAAACUAGCUCCAGGAAGGGUUUGAAUGAAACUAACCCUUUACAGAAAAACAGCAGCUUUCGUCCAGUACAAGUUCACAAUCUGCAGGUGAAAUUGAGGAGAGAUGACAUCAAGUGGGAGCAGUGACAUUAGCAGAACUGUUGCCUUCAGUGAGCCUCACCAGUGAGACCUACAAGUCUGUGUAGAGUGUAUAUUCAAUAUAGCUGGGAAAUUUUCAAUUAUGUUUGGGCUUCUGUGAAAUGUGAAGUUGUGUAUGUUUAGAAUAAUGGCUAAUGACCUACCAAGAAUCCCAGAAUAAUAAAUGGCUGAUUUUUGUUGUUGCUGUUAUCCAAAGGCCCCUGCCCUCAUCAAGUGCUAGAAGCAUUCAUUUUGCAGCUCCCUAAGGUCAAUCUAAGAAGGGGGCUGAAUGGCCACUCAUUAAGAUCUAGUUAAACCUGAACUCCGAGUGCCAUUCCACAGGUUCACUUAGGUAGGCUGCUACCUGCAGAUCACCACGGAGUGAACAGAGUGCUGUGACUUCCCUGAGAUUGCCACUGUACCUCGUUUUAAGUCUCAGCAGUGUUCGUGUUUUGUUUGGAGAGGGAAAAACACAAUCAUUCUGCAUUUUGUUGAAAUGCCUGUGCUGAGCUUUGCUGUGACAGCUGUGAGAAGCAAUGCAUAACUGAUGACAUCUUCAAGACACUGAUUCUCCUCUGCUUUUCCAAGCCUGCUUUCCUUUUAAACACCAGGACCUGGGUUCAUCCUACUCUUCUGUAACUUUUCCUGGUUUCUUGUUUGUGUUAUAUGUCAUUUUCUUUAGUAUAUGACAAUGUACACGACCAAGAAAAAAUGGGAUUUCCUAAGAAGUUAGGCAUUUAAUCAACCUUAUCCACAAGAGAAAAUGAAUUCAGUAAAUGUGCUAUCUUUUUAUACUUCAGAAUCAGUGAUGUCACAAUGGAUUUCUUUGUUGUAUACAUAUUUUAUAAUAAAUUGACACUUUUUGCCUUUCUA